This is a messenger RNA of Odontomachus brunneus, 569 nucleotides long. RefSeq names its product chymotrypsin inhibitor-like. Bases 115 to 360 code for a protein of 81 amino acids. The record is from RefSeq and is a predicted model, not a curated record. NCBI's taxonomy places the organism in Eukaryota, Metazoa, Arthropoda, Insecta, Hymenoptera, Formicidae. The transcript has 3 exons.
AAGAAUAUUCAUCACGUCGAAGGUCGCCUGCCGUAGUAUAUAAGCACAGUAGAUCCGACACCAACUGUCAGUUGCCCAAUCGUGCCGCAAGUAAAUCUACCGAAAAAUACAAGGAUGGCUCGCGCCGUAGUUCUUCUCUUUCUCAUCGUAGCAGUCGCUACAAUCAGUGCCUAUCCUCAAGGAUUCCAAAAAGAAUGUGGCCAAAAUGAAGUAUUCACUACUUGCGGUUCGACGUGCACGAGUACUUGCGAAAACCCAUCUCCUCGCGCCUGUACGCUGGCAUGCAAAAUCGGUUGCGAGUGUAAGCCCGGAUAUCUCAGAAAUGCGCAAAACAAUUGUGUACUUACACAGCAUUGCUAGUGGAUUAAUGUUUGAACGUUAUAAUGUUUGAACAUUAAACAAGCAACAUUAAACAAGCAAGAUGCCAAAAACGAGCCAAUUGCGUCAUCAGAAAAAUGAUAAAUAUGUAAUUACAACUUUUGUUUUGAUCAGUAUGUUGUUAUACAGAUCCUUAUAGCGCCUACUAAUCAAAAUAAUUACAUAGAAAUUAUUAUAUAACUGAUUUUUUA